AUGGUAGGCCCGUACGCCGUAAUAUUCGGUGUCCUUCCGGCGCUGAUCGGCACACUUACGCCUUCGUUGGUAAAUGGCACUGGAAGGGCGUGGUACAAUGUGCGCCAUGGGCUAGCUUCCGGGGGUUUUGGUACCGCUCUGAGCGCUCGAUCAACUCGGCACAAUGCCUUGGCCUUCCUUCCACGUUCCCCGAAGCAGCCGGAGCGAAAGUAUGCGUACGAGAACACGUCAUACAAGCAGAGGAAUGUGCGCCGAAAUAUAUACGAGGUGGACGCCCCAGCGUCUAAGGAACAUGCUAUCGCCUUUUUCUCGCAUGUGUUACAGGCCACGGCGAAUCCAGCGUUUGCUCCAGUAGAGGCACCCUCAGGAAGCUUUGUUACCCUUACUAAGCAGGUGUCAACGCUCGGACCAGCAACCAGCGAUGCAACUUCUCUUAAAUCACUCAUUGACGCAGGUACCGACAUUUUCAGGCUGAACUUCGCCCACGGCACUCGCACAUCUAAGCUGAAGAAUGCUAGGAUUGUGAGGCAAUUAGAGCUAACAGAUGCACCAGAUGGAGUAAAUUCCACUGGCAGCUUUCUGUUUCGCGCUAGGGCCCUGUUAGGAGACAUACAAGGGCCAAAGUUGCGCAUUGGCAGGUUCAUGCCCAAUGUGGACGCCAAGGGGGUUGGUCUCAAAAGUGCCGAAGCCGAGUUCGUUAACCUAAAAAAGGGUGACUUGUUCUCUUUCGACACUGCCGAUGUUAAGGGUGGCCGGACCCGCGUUCAGUUUGACUUCCCCGAUAUAUUGCGACAAUUGGAAGUGGGAAAUGUUAUCUCGCUGGACGACGGCAAUAUCUCGAUGCGUGUGGUAGAUGUGGACAAACAAGAGCCUUCAGUUCAAGCAGAGGUGUUAAAUGAUGGCAUCUUAUCAAGCCGUAAGGGUUUCGCUGUGCCAAACGUGGUUCUGCCAGUUGACCUGUUCAGCGCCAAAGACGUCAAGGACGCCGUAUUCUGCUAUACUGCGGGGCUUGAUUUCCUCGGAGUUAGCUUUGUCCAGAGAAUGCAGGACAUACUGUAUCUGAAGAACAUAUUGCUAGACUUUGCGGAGAGUCCAUUUUUCCAGGCACUGCGCGAACGCAUGGACCUGCUAGAUGCCAACACGCUCAACACGGACGAGGAGGACGCGGAGUUUGAGGCAAUUUUGGAACAAUACUACACGGAACGAUUUUUGCCGAACAAGCAGGCGAUGAUGACGAAGGUGCCUAAGCAGGAGGACGUGGGUAUAGGCAUCAUACCCAAGAUUGAGAAGCAGCCUGCGCUGGACGAUAUCAACGGCAUUUUGGAGGUUUCGGAUGGUCUCAUGAUAGCCCGUGGUGACCUGGGCGUCGAGACUGAGAUCACCAACUUGCCAAUCAUCCAGAAGCGGCUAGUCCAACUUUGCCGUCUCGUAUAUCGCAAACCUGUUAUCGUCGCCACGCAGAUGUUAGAGAGCAUGCGCUCUAACCCCAAGCCUACUCGCGCUGAAACUACGGACUGCGCAAACGCCGUUUACGACGGUGCAGAUGCCGUCAUGCUCUCUGCGGAGUCUGCAACAGGGCAGUACCCCGCGCACACGGUGGAGGUGCAGCGGAGGAUCCUGUACAACACAGAACGGGAUCCAUACUUUAGCACCUUACAAGUCACGCGGGAGAUGUUGGUGCACGACCAGAUGUUGUCCAAUCUAAAGGGCGUUCGUGCUAAAGAUGCGGAGAGCGCCAACACGCUUCUACAACUAGACCUGAAGUUUGCUAAGGACUGGAACACCAGGCACAGCGAUGUGUUAGCAGCUUGCGAGCAUGUGUCAAACGCUAUUGUGACCGAGGGUGUGGACGCGCUGUUCGUGCAUGCUGAGGACCGUGGUGAGCUUGUGCAAUGGGUGGCUACGAAGCGUUACACCAUUCCAAUUAUUCUGAUUACCCGCAACGUGGAGCUUGCGCGCCGCCUGCAGCUGACCUGGAGUGUUAAGUCACACCUUUUGCCCAGUGGUGCCAACCCUUUCACAUUCGCUCAAGAGCUAGCACCCAGCUACGUCCAACCGAAGCGAAAGGUGCUAAUGGUUGAAACACACGACAACGCAGUUGACUCUAGCAUUGUGUUUGAAGUCAAAUAA
Messenger RNA from Babesia ovata, 2130 nucleotides. Its product is annotated as pyruvate kinase. Gene Ontology annotation, molecular function: potassium ion binding; magnesium ion binding; pyruvate kinase activity. Bases 1 to 2130 code for a protein of 709 amino acids. The record is from RefSeq and is a predicted model, not a curated record. The transcript has a single exon. Gene Ontology annotation, cellular component: cytoplasm. Gene Ontology annotation, biological process: glycolytic process. NCBI's taxonomy places the organism in Eukaryota, Apicomplexa, Aconoidasida, Piroplasmida, Babesiidae.